UUCCACGCACAACAUUGUUUUCCGGUGGUAGAAAGAUUUUUGCCAACCUUUUCAAGAACAGCAGAAGCGAUGACGAAAUUUGUGCUAGCCAGACGAUGUCUGGUGGAUGUGGCUACCGGCACCUUUGGGAAACCAUCGCCUUUGAUGGCCUCGCAGUUAAAGUGUGCUACGUGGAUUAGGCAGUACCGCUCGUGGCCCGCAAUCCAGAGCAGCGCCGUCGCUCCAGUCAGCAAUGGCCAUUCUUACUCCACACAAGCCGAUAACCGCAAAGCAGCUGUGAGGGACUUCGACGACGGUGAUCGACCUCCGUCUGAUCCGGAAGCGGUGCAUGCAGAUCUUCUGAGGCGGCUAACGAAGCUGUACGACCAGGAGGUGGCCCGGAAUCUGAUCGUACCCCCGUUCAAGCGGGCGCUUUUGUACGGCCAUAAAUCAGCGGUUCGCGAUCAAUUGGGUGAUUUCAGUUUCAUUCAGCUCUACGAAGCCGUCAAACGUCUCGCGAUGCAAAUAUCGCACCAUUGCGGUAGUGCAUCCCAGUCCCGAGUGGCGUUCCUGUGUCCGAACAAUGCAACGUACGUCAUCGCCCAGUGGGCCUGCUGGUUUUCGGGACAAAUAGCUGUUCCGUUGAACGCAAAAUAUCCAGCGGACCUGUUGGAGUAUUAUAUUAAAGAUUCCGAGGCGUCCCUACUGAUCAGUACGCAGGAGUUUCUAGCGCAGGCCGAACCACUGGCCGUAAAGCUUCAAAUACCGCUACUUCUGGCAAGCCACGAGUUACUCAAUGCGGCGACGCCUUCGACCAGCGGUCAACCGGAAGCGCCAACCGAUCGUACAGAGGACAUCGUGUCGUAUCUUGAUCCACGGCGUGAAAAUUUACUGCAGCUCAAUGGUACGCUCCUGUUGGAAAGCGCUCUCAACGGAGAGUUUUACCGCGAUGCGAACGCGUUGAUUCUGUACACGUCCGGAACUACCGGCAAACCGAAAGGUGUCGUCCUGAGCUACGCCAAUCUUGACGCUCAGCUUGGCGCCCUCACCAAUGCGUGGCAGGUAACGGCCGGCGACUCGGUGCUCCACGCACUUCCACUGAACCACGUCCACGGAACGAUCAACGCGCUCAACCUGCCACUGUCGGCCGGCGCCAAGUGUGUGAUGCUCCCAAAGUUUGACAGCAGCAGCGUGUGGAGCUACUUGCUUAACGUCAACAUGACCACCAAGGAGCGAGUGAAUGUGUUUAUGGGCGUUCCGACGAUGUACGGACUGCUGAUCCGCGAGUACGAAAGUGUGUUCAGUCGCAACGCCAGAAUGUGCGAUUACGUGAAAACACACUGCAAGAACAAGAUCCGCCUGAUGAUAUCCGGCUCGGCGCCACUGCCGGGCACCAUAUUUGAGCGUUGGAACGAAAUCACGGGUCACCGGUUGCUGGAACGGUAUGGGAUGACGGAGACAGGCAUGUCCAUUUCCAAUCCGUACGUGCAAGACACCGGAAUGCGCCGACGUCGGCAAGGAUGCGUCGGAAUGCCACUACCGGGUGUAAGCGUACGGAUUGUGGAUCCAGAGAGUGGCCAUAAGCUAACGCUGGAGGGUACGCCAAAUGAAGGCCUGUGGGAGGGUGGGAAAGACAGCGGAACGGCGGCUGGUGCACAGCACGCGAAUCCGACAGAAUCGAUUACGGGCCAGCUGUACGUCAAGGGACGCUCAGUGUUUAAGGAGUACUGGAAGAAACCACAGGAAACGGCCAGCGAGUUUGAUGCCGAGGGUUGGUUCCGAACCGGUGACACGGCACAGUACGAAGACGGAACGAUACGCAUUUUGGGCCGCACGUCGGUCGAUAUUAUCAAAUCUGGCGGCUUCAAGCUGUCGGCGCUCGAAAUCGAAACGGCUCUGCACGAGCAUCCCGAUACGGGCGAUGUUGCUGUGCUGGGCCUUCCGGACGAUACCUGGGGACAGCGGGUGGUUGCUGUGAUUAGCCUGCGGGACCAGGUGGCUCGCGAGACGUUCAGCAUUCCGAAGCUGCUGGUGUGGCUGGAGCAGAAGCUGCCAAAACAGGCCCUCCCGAAGGAGGUUCACGUCGUGGAAACGGUUCCACGCAACGCGAUGGGCAAGAUCAACAAGAAGCAACUGGCAUUGGAGCUGUUUGGCGACAGUGAAACAACUGGCAGUGGCGGUGGCGGUGGCGGUGGCAGUGGCAGUGGUUUACCAUAAGUGUCCCUAACGCCGUUCACACACACACACAGAAUCGUAUUUAUGCGUCCUAAUAAAAAUGACAUCCAUAAUUGUAGAGCACAGAAACGAAGCCGGCUGCCAGAAGCUCGCUAGUCACACUUUACACCAGCGGGGUGGCGAAUAUUGCUCUAUUUGUUUAAACUAAGAUAGCUUAAAGAAAACCGAACGUUUGUUAUGAAUGCCUGCUCCAAUCCGAGACAGGAAACACUGGCACAAUAACGUUAAAAAAGGGAUUGUGGAUUAUUU
Molecule: messenger RNA, 2463 nt
Organism: Anopheles cruzii
Lineage: Eukaryota; Metazoa; Arthropoda; Insecta; Diptera; Culicidae
Gene: Acsf3
Product: malonate--CoA ligase ACSF3, mitochondrial
Exons: 3
Coding region: 70-2196 (708 amino acids)
Biological process (GO): fatty acid metabolic process
Molecular function (GO): medium-chain fatty acid-CoA ligase activity
Source: RefSeq, a predicted model, not a curated record